UCCUACAUGAUUUUUAUUGCAAACACCAUUUUAGCAUGGCAAAAGACGGGAGUUGUCUGUUUCGCAUAGGGUACUACUUCUACUCGAGAACCCGGAUAGGACAGAUUUAUCACCGAAGGGAUAUAGCAAAGGCACGUGAGAAGUAUCCGGAUGGGCAAACACAUUCAGUCAUUCAGCCAUUAAAAUAUGGAGAUUUGACUCUUACACCUUUUCCCAUGCUACUGGACAAUUAUGCUUACAUUCUGAAAGAUUCUAAGUCUGCAGUUGUGGUUGACCCAGGUGAUCCUGAACCAGUGAUUAAAUACCUACGAGACAAUGGAAUAUCCCCAGAGGCUGUCCUUGUCACACACAAACACUGGGAUCACAGUGGUGGAAACCAAGAAAUGAAGCGCCAGUACCCUAACAUCAGAAUUUACGGUGGAAUUCAUGACAAUGUAAACAAUGUUACAGACAAUGUCAAUGACCAGGAUACUUUGUCGUUCGGUGACAUGCGUUUCACGGUUCACUUCACCCCUGGCCACACAGAGGGGCAUGUCGUGUACCUGUUGGACGGGGCUCCCUAUGGGAUGUCUGACUCUUUGUUCUCUGGGGACCAUCUCUUUCUUGGAGGUUGUGGGAGGAUGUUUGAGGCGGCUCCCUCUGUCAUGCUUGGCUCUCUUGACAAAGUGUCCAACUUCAGGGGAGACGUACUGAUGUGGCCAGGCCACGAGUAUGCGAAAGAUAAUUUGGAUUUUGCUUGCCACUUAGAAAACUCCAAUGAAGAGUCAAAGAAAAAGUAUGAAUGGAUUAUGAGUCAGCGAGAAAAAAAUCUAUGCACAUGUCCAUCUACCAUUGAAGAGGAGAGGUCUUAUAAUCCAUUUUUGAGGACGUCGGAGCGCAGUGUGAUAGAAGCCGUGAGCGUCGGCAGUGAAAUAGAAGAUGGGGUUUCAGACGAGACCAGGGCCAAAAUUUUGAAGGAGAUUAGAACCAUGAAAGACAACUACAAGUACAAACUAUAGGCAGGUUAUCUUACACACCCAGUACUUAUAAGUGUACCACUUAUACAUGUACCACACUCAGUUAGGGAGUACGAGAAUAUGAUUUCUUCAUGCUCAUACAUAAUAUCUUUACAUUUUAUAUGAUAUAUUGUUUGUCAGUACACUGUAUCUCCGAAUGGGCAUUGAAUUCUACUUAUGUUCAUAUAUAAGGUUUGAUAUAUUGAAUAUUUUUCCUUACACCAUAUAUUCAACAUGUUAUAUGCAAGACAAAUAAGAGACGAAUAGGCUGAACAUAGAUUUGGAAACAUUACUGGUUCAUUAAAUGUACAUUUUAUUAUAUGUUCAACAUAUUGUUUAGAUUAACUUAUUUUAAGAUUUAAAUAUAGUUUAACAUAUUUUGAGUUCUAACAUUUCUAAAACCAAAAUUACAAUUUUUUAUUUGAAUGCCUUAGUACAUGUACCAUGUACAUCCAUACCGGUAUAUAUCAUAUAAAUGUGUGUGGGUUUUCCUUGUUUAAAUGAAAGUUACAUUCAAAAUCUAACCGUAAUUUACAUUAAAUUUGUAGCAGGAAUAUUUUAAAACUGUAUUCUAACUUUGAAAUCUAAAUGAGUAAAGAUCGAAUUUACCAUCUGCCAUUUUUAAUACCAUCUGACAGGUGUCUACUUUGAUAUUACCCACAGAACAAAAGCUUAUUCCUUACAAAACACAUUUUAAACUAUUUAUUUAUACUUAUAUAAUUUGUUGAUAUUAUAUGUACAGUGUAUAUUAGUUUUAGUCUGUGAUGUAACAUAAGUACUGUAGAUUUUGUGAUAUACAAUACAUGAUUGUGUGUGAUAUUUAAAUGCCAGUUUCACGUGAUCAGCAGUGACUUGAAUCUCUUUUUUGUCCACUUGCUGUAUCAACCAAAUACAUGUACUAACCAACAUGGUUGUCAGAAUUUUUACACAGUUUGUCAUGGAGAAACUGUAAUUUUUAGCAUUUAUACCAAAAAAAGCCAAAAAAUCAGUUCAAUUAUUUUUAGUCUGAUUCAGUUUUUGCUGUGAAUAUCUCUUUAGGUUUAAGAAUGAAGCUAUAGUGUAUGUUUCAUAACUACAUUGCAAAUUGAAUUUUAUGCAAAAGAUACAGUUUUAUAAAUAAAUGUUUUACAGUUUACUGAUUUUUAAGCAGUUUUUAAAUGACCGACACCCCAAGCCAUGCUUUUGAAAUUUACAUAGGAGUUGUGUGCCUUUGUACACAUGUCAUUUUAUAUUUGAAGCCAUACCCUUCCACUUAAUUUUGUUUUGUUCUGUACAUAUAUUUAUACCCAAUAUAUAUUGUACACAUAACUGUGUUAAUACAGGGUGAAACAAAAGUUAUGUUGUGAUAUCAUUGUUUUAUACUUCCUUCAUGAUCACUUAUUUUAUUUAUAAUAUAAGUAUUCUCAGUGUUCAUAAAAUAUGAAAGAAAAUAAAUUUCAUUUUACAAUUUAAUGACA
Molecule: messenger RNA, 2452 nt
Organism: Magallana angulata
Lineage: Eukaryota; Metazoa; Mollusca; Bivalvia; Ostreida; Ostreidae
Product: probable hydrolase PNKD
Exons: 10
Coding region: 36-998 (320 amino acids)
Cellular component (GO): mitochondrion
Molecular function (GO): hydroxyacylglutathione hydrolase activity
Source: RefSeq, a predicted model, not a curated record